AUGUCUAUAGACGGUAAUUUUAACAUUGAAUCCUCACUCGAGUGGUUUCUUGCUCGCUGCCCUAAGGUUGGACGUGUUCAGAGGUUCAAGUCUCUUGCGGAAAAGGGACGCCUGGUGACUGAAGAAGAAGUAGUGAGCUCUGUGGCAGAGUUACUUCUGCAUCCUAAAUAUACGAUUCCAUUGAUUGGGUGUUUUCGUCCAAUAGCACAGAGAGUAGUGGACAAAACUGAUAUUGACGAUGAAGAAGUUAUUAAUGUCAUUGAGUUUCAUAUUCAACAUGGGAGGGGAUUGGAUCUUCAUGAACUUGCUUGCCUAGCCUUCUGCCGUGCCCUUGAUUUGGCUCCUUUUUUGUUGGGGUCUGUAUUAAAUUACUUCAAAUUUGCUCCUCCUCCAUUUGAGCGCAUUUUGACGAAAGAGAAUAUUCUAGAGCUAUCUUCAAAGGUUACUACUUAUUACUUGCAUGUCGUGCAGACAUCUUAUCGCCUUUUGGUUCUGGAAACCAAUGUUUUCUCUAAAUUUUGGGAUUGGUCAUGUUUCUUGGACUUCAUAAGGGAGCUUGUAAAUCUUGACCAAGACAAUGAUAUCAAGUUUGAGGAGGAUAUCUCAGACAUAAGAUGGUUUGGUAUACGAAUACUAUCUGUAAUCUUGAAUAUGAAUGACAGAGUUAUCGCAAAGUUUGGUGCCGGGGCUGCAGAAGCACAUUCUUGUUUUUUGCGAUGGGAAGAAUUCUGCCAAGAUACAGCUAUUGAGAAGGCCGGUGCAUAUAUUGGAACCUUUGAACAAAAUAAGCCAGCUUCUGAAGAUAUUGAACUUUGUUUCAGUAAAGAAAAUUACCUUCAAUCUUACGGCCUUGGGUCUUUUACAUCAUCACAGUUUCAUGAAACUGAGCCACCUUUAAGAAGUCGGAGGCUGGUAGAGUGGGAUAAUAAAGUAGCUGCAAUACCUUUUGUCAUGACAUCUAGAUCAAAGCGAAGUUUUGAGAUGGUGCUGUUGGCAGUCAGUCAAAAGUGGCUUGUUCUUCUGUAUGGCAUGACAUAGGGGGAUGUUAGAAGAAGGUGGGGAACAUUAUCUGAAAAGAAGUCUGACUUCUUUGCCCAAUACUAAUGGGGUGUCAGACAAAUUUGAAUUUGAAUUAAAUCCCAGUGGGGAU
Molecule: messenger RNA, 1150 nt
Organism: Hibiscus syriacus
Lineage: Eukaryota; Viridiplantae; Streptophyta; Magnoliopsida; Malvales; Malvaceae
Product: midasin-like
Exons: 7
Coding region: 1-1038 (345 amino acids)
Biological process (GO): ribosomal large subunit assembly; rRNA processing
Cellular component (GO): preribosome, large subunit precursor
Source: RefSeq, a predicted model, not a curated record